This is a messenger RNA of Dioscorea cayenensis subsp. rotundata (Guinea yam), 1197 nucleotides long. RefSeq lists its product as uncharacterized. The record is from RefSeq and is a predicted model, not a curated record. The coding region runs from base 1 to 1197 and encodes 398 amino acids. The transcript has a single exon. Gene Ontology annotation, molecular function: nucleic acid binding; RNA-DNA hybrid ribonuclease activity. Lineage: Eukaryota; Viridiplantae; Streptophyta; Magnoliopsida; Dioscoreales; Dioscoreaceae.
AUGCCUUUGGAUAAUCGUGAGGAUUUAAUAUUCAAUAAUCUCUUAGAGUCUCAUGGGUUCUGUUCUGCUUCCGUCAGAAGCUUGUUUGGUAAUAACUUUAAUUGGAACAAUAUUGAGAAUUUAAAUAUCAUUGAGGAGGGCCCUAAUCUUUGGGUUUGGAGAUAUCAUUCUUGCAAAGCUUCUAUUGCCUCUUCAGUCUAUGAUCAUGUUUCAAAUUCUAAUACUACUGAAGCCUCUUGGUUGGGCUGGUCGAUUAUCUGGAAACUGCCUACCCUUUCCCGUGUCAAGGUCUUUCUUUGGAAGCUUGCACAUGGGAGACUUUCCACUGGGGGCUACUUAUUCCAGCUCAACAUUGGCCCCAGAACUACUUGCCCUUUGUGUGGACUCACUGAUGAAACUACUGAGCAUCUGAUUUGGAAUUACUCCAAAAUCAGUCAAUGUUGGCAUGAAGUGUUUGCCAGGAUCGGUUGGAAUCAGAAUGAUAUUCUUACUCUUAGCUCUGGCAGCUGGCUUUUAAAGAAUAUCCAUGGGAGAGAUCUUGACCUCCGAGCUAAGGCUCUUAUCGCUGCUAUUGCCUGGCUCAUCUGGAAGUCCAGAUGCAAGCUUAUUUUCAACAAUCAACCUAUCAACUUCAGUUCGAUUGUUCCUAAUGCGUGGAACUUGUACUGCAAUCGCCCCACAUUCACUUUCAGGGAGUUUCCCAGAACUUCUCAAUCAAACAAUUCUAUUAAAAUUUUCACUGAUGCAUCUUGGUGUAUGGAAUCUAGGUUGGCGGGCUUAGGUUUCAUCAUCAUUUCUAAUGUGAAUCAAAUUCUGAUUGCAGGUGCCAUUGCUGCGGUUGCUACUUCUCCCAUCAUGGCUGAAAUCGUUGCGAUCAACCUUGCUUUGCAACUCUGUAUCUCGAACGAUUGGCUACCUUCUAGUCUUUUCUGUGAUUGUGCUGGUAUUGCGCAGCUCCUGAAAAACUUCAACGCUUGUACCGCUUGGCAUAUCAAAGAGGAGUAUCAAUUGCUGAAACAGAACCUGGGUUUCUUUCCUUAUCUAUUCAUUGAGACUAUUCCUAGGGAGGAUAAUGCAAUUGCGGAUGCGCUGGCUUCUUUCGGCAGAAACUGCUCUCAACUUUCUCUGUUCUUCCAAGGCUUAGACCGACCACACUGGCUUGAUGACUUGUGCAAUCGGCAUCAUCUUUUCUUUUAA